CAACUUUCCUUUCAUUACCAGGCUGCCCAUUGCCCGCAGGUGGUACGUGUUGUUUUCUUCCAGAACUUGUUUUUAUGGUGUAUUUCUGGUCGAGGUUUCUUGUAUGAAUAGAAAAAGCGGAACCAACAGAAUACAACAAUGGCUCAACCUGUCUACGUCAUCGGUGUCGGCAUGACAAAAUUCUUAAAGCCAGGCACGAGCAAAAUAGACUACCCUGGCAUGGUAAAAGAAGCAGUUGUGGCUGCCCUCAGCGACUGCAGGGUACCUUACGAGAAAAUACAACAGGCAUGCGUGGGCUUUGUUUAUGGUGAUUCCACAUGUGGUCAGAGAGCUCUAUAUGAAGUCGGAAUGACUGGCAUUCCGAUUUACAACGUCAACAACAACUGCUCCACAGGAUCGUCAGCACUUCUGCUAGCCAACCAGCUCAUCAAAGGAGGACUAAAUGAUUGCGUUCUUGCAGUUGGCUUUGAGAAAAUGGAGAAAGGGUCAUUGACUUCCAAGUUCAGAGAUCGUGCAAAUCCUUUGGACAAGCAUAUGAAGGUACUUUCAAACAAUUGUCCAAUAGUUGCUGCGCCCAUGUCAGCUCAAAUGUUUGGAGCUGCAGGACAAGAACACAUGACGAAGUAUGGCACCACCAAAGAACACUUUGCCAAAAUCGCACAGAAGAACCACAGGCAUUCUGUCCACAACCAAAAUUCCCAAUCUAAUAGAGAAUAUUCAGUACAGGAAAUUCUAGACUCCCCAGUUGUUUACGGACCACUCACGCGUCUUCAGUGCUGCCCAACCUCUAAUGGUGCAGCGGCCGCCAUCCUUGCUUCCAAGCGUUUUGUAGAACAACACAACCUACAAAGCCAGGCCAUUGAGAUUGUCGGGAUGGAAAUGACCACAGAUCCACCAACGAGUCUGUCAGAAAACAGCUGCAUCAAAAUGGUUGGUUUUGACAUGACAAGAAAUGCAGCACAGAAGCUGUACAAUAAAACCAAAAUCACACCACAGGACAUCGAUGUCAUUGAACUGCACGACUGCUUUUCAACCAAUGAGCUCAUUACCUACGAAGCUUUAGGUCUAUGUGAGAUCGGUAAGGGAUCUGAAUUGGUAGAUGCUAACGAUAAUACUUACGGUGGAAAAUACGUGGUGAAUCCAAGUGGAGGACUGAUUUCCAAAGGACAUCCACUAGGUGCUACUGGACUAGCCCAAUGUGCUGAGCUAUGUUGGCAGCUAAGAGGUUCUGCAGGUUUAAGGCAAGUUCCAGGAGCAAAGAUAGCACUACAGCACAAUAUUGGACUUGGAGGGGCUGUAGUGGUUGCAUUAUAUAGGCAUGGUUAUCCGGAAUUAUCAGGACUAAAAUCUAAACUCUAAAAAAUUACUGGUAAGAUUGAUCAAUACAUUAUCUCAACACUAUCUAAGAUAUAGAAAAUAUCUCAGAAUGCAAAGCAUUAACCAAGAUAUAAAAAGAUGCAUUUAUCUUGUAUAGCGAAUGAUAUCAUACAAU
Messenger RNA from Uloborus diversus, 1492 nucleotides. Its product is annotated as sterol carrier protein 2-like. The record is from RefSeq and is a predicted model, not a curated record. Bases 139 to 1359 code for a protein of 406 amino acids. Lineage: Eukaryota; Metazoa; Arthropoda; Arachnida; Araneae; Uloboridae. Gene Ontology annotation, molecular function: acyltransferase activity, transferring groups other than amino-acyl groups. The transcript has 3 exons.